GCCUCAUCUCCGACGCCUUCUUCCCGUCGAACGGUUCGCCGGUCAUGGCAUGGUACAGACCGUCGCGCAGGCUCAUCAUGUCGGUGACCACCCUGCUCACGAGACCGCCGGGCAGGAUGCCCCAGUUGACUUCGGACAGCCCGAAGAGCGCGUCCUCGGAGGCAAUGGCGAAGUCACAGGCCACCAGCGGAGUGAAGGCGCCGCCGAAGCAAAAGCCGUUCACCAUGGCGAUGGUGGGCUUGGGGAAGGUGAAGAGCUUCCGCCAGCGCCACUCCUGGCUGCACCAGCUCGCCUGCCUGCGAAGCGCCUGAUUCUUGUCGCCCUCGCGGAAAUACUCCUUGAGAUCCUGACCGGCGCACCAGCUACUACCGGCGCCGGUAAUGAUCAUGACCUGGGUUUCCGGGUCCCCCUCGCAUUCCGUCACCGCGUCAUACAUGUCGAAGUGGAGUUGCGGACUCAUGGCGUCCGCUUUUCCGGACGGUUGAGGAUGACCCAGGUGAUGCCGUCCUCUUUCUCCACCAAUACUGUCUUG
Messenger RNA from Geodia barretti, 532 nucleotides. The record is from the annotation of a GenBank genome assembly. NCBI's taxonomy places the organism in Eukaryota, Metazoa, Porifera, Demospongiae, Tetractinellida, Geodiidae.